CUUCCUAAUAUCUACCCGCCAGCGACAAAGCUCGCUCAAUAUUUUUCCGUAGUCUGUAUAGUUUGUCACUUUCAGUGAAGAUAUUCACGCCGUUUUUCAGUUGAGGUUGUCUCAUUGUAAUAAUCCAGCAGAGAGGUGAUUUCAAAAUAAGAGGACCUCAAAAUGAUGUCCGAAGUUACCGAUGAAGACCUCUACGGCAGUUCCGCUUCUGAUACAGACGAGGAUGAAUUUCACAAAUGGCCUCGAGUUGAAAGAACAUCAAGGUUUUCGCUAGUUUUCUUCAUUCUUGGAGUUUCUCUGAUAGCGCCCUUCACCACAUUCGUUUGUGCGGCUGAAGAUGUAUUAGCUGGAACAAAUAAACCCACAGGAUUGGUGAUUAUAUCGUUAACAGCUCCUUCGUGCAUCCUCAAGCUAGUGUCGUUGUGUUUUCAUCAAGUGUCGUACGUCGCUCGCGUGUUCCUCGCAGCUUCUUUCGUCCUAACGGGACAGUUGUGCACCGUGUUCAUUUCCCACCUUGGAGGUCGCCUGGCUGGAGUUUGUUUAGUAGCUGUUGGAACUGGAGUUGGAGAAGUUUGCCUUCUUAUGCAAGCUGCGAAAAUGCUGGAAGAAGCUGCUCUAUGUUCGUUUGUAAUAGGAUCUGGAGUUGGAGGAGUUCUAGGUGCUGCCUCUUACGUGGGCUUGACAGUCUGGGCCACAGUAGACCCAAGAACAGCGAUAUUAGCGUCGGCAAUAUGGCCGCCGUUGUUUCUACUUUUGUUCGCAGUUUCAAGGGGAAAUCUUCAUCUCGUCUGUAAUUCUCAAACUUCUGGGUUAAUAUCACGGUUUGAACAGCGCAAAUUUGAAGUAGACUGUCGUUUGACUUCACGUUGGAGAGAAAGAUCUUUGUCGGUGUGGAAAUCGAGCCAUCACUUGCUGAUUUUGUUCCUGGUGUAUUUUGGAGAAUACGUGGUUCUUUCGGCAAUUCUGACGACACUAGUAUUUAAGGGCACAGGCGUGGGUCCAGAAUUCGUUCCACGGGGACAUUUUGAGCACUAUGUUCUGAGCACCAUGGUUGGAGAGUUCCUUGGUCGAACUUUUAUUUCCAUGCUCCGCACGGUUUCGCCAGGAUUUUUCUGCACCUCGGCCCCAGUGCUCGCGAUUUUUCCUCUAGUCGAGACCUUUUUUCUUUUACUAGCGACCUGGUACCGACUUGUUCCAGAGGUGUGGAUCAUUUGGCUGCUGUGCUUCAUCCAGGGUACAAUUUGUGGGAUGAUUUUCUCGAACUCAUACCACAUAAUCGCAAAAAGGUUCCUCUCGCAGCACGUCACAUUCACUAUCACGCUUGCGUCUAUACUAGAGACCACUGGUAUUCUGACUGCGGGCCUGGUUGGCUUGCACAUCGAACCCCUGCUCCUGGGACACUGUACUCAACAUUUUGGAGAUAGAUCGGAUUGUUUAACACGAAGUACGGACCCAAGUUUUUGGGAAUACGGAAAUCAGUUCAACUAUGAUAGCAGAACUGCAUUAUCGCUAUAGAGAGAUUAAGCACCACGUUUACGUGAAACGCGAACGGGAACAAUGACUACGUGACCUUGUUUUUCCCGCCAUUUUUUUACGUUUGCCGGUUGCGCUUUGCCGUUUCUAUGUGGAAGUAACCUGUUUCUAUAACGACUACAAUAUUUUGGGGCGUUAAUCCCGCGCGCGUUGCUCGGAUGUAAAUAGCAAAGGACUCUUGGAGUUUGAGUAGGCAAUCAGAGCGCGUCUUCAUUGCUAUCCACUGUUUUAGUAAAUACUAUCUUCGCUGUAAUCCAAUGGUAAAUAUAUAAUAUGGUAUAAAUUAAUAAUCAUCGCUAUUUUCGCUGUAAUCCAGUGGUAUGUUCAGUACAACAAUAGCAUUUCUAGGUACUUCGGAAAUAAACUAAGUACCGAACACUUAAAAAAAAAACAUUACAAUCAAUUUUUUUUACCUUGUACUGAGAGAGUGAUCGAUCGACAGUUUUCGUGCAUUUCUGGUAUACUUGAAAUAUCACAAUUCUGCAUUUUAUUCAUUAAGCGUUUAUCGAAGGAAGUCAACCAUGAUCAAAGCAGUCAUUUUUCAGAUUUCUUCCUCAAAUUCCCACCUUUAUUCAUUCAGGGUCAAAGAGGAGUGCUUUUAAGAUUCACUCGGCCAAUAACUGUUCAGUGACUCUAGCCCUCAUUCGUGAAACAGAGUAUCAGUGACAUACUCCCGCAUUUUAAAUAUCAUAUUUAAUAUUUAUAGAACGACAUUAAUUGAUAAAGCUAGACAAAGUUAUUUAACAUUAACUUUUGCUUUUAUAAACCAAUAAAGAGGUGAUAACCAAUUUCGUGA
Molecule: messenger RNA, 2329 nt
Organism: Stylophora pistillata
Lineage: Eukaryota; Metazoa; Cnidaria; Anthozoa; Scleractinia; Pocilloporidae
Biological process (GO): regulation of intracellular pH
Cellular component (GO): vacuole; membrane
Source: RefSeq, a predicted model, not a curated record